Messenger RNA from Asparagus officinalis (garden asparagus), 1422 nucleotides. Its product is annotated as protein IQ-DOMAIN 14-like. The record is from RefSeq and is a predicted model, not a curated record. Bases 196 to 1422 code for a protein of 408 amino acids. The transcript has 6 exons. Lineage: Eukaryota; Viridiplantae; Streptophyta; Magnoliopsida; Asparagales; Asparagaceae. Gene Ontology annotation, molecular function: protein binding.
CUAUUACGUUAUCUCUGUGUGUACGUACGAUAACUAAAAGCUGUCCCUUAAAAUUGUCCCUCCGCUUAUCAUAGGUCUCCAAGUGCUCCAGCUAAGCUUGCUAUAGCCUCGCGCUCAUGGUGACGACUGAAAAGUAAUUUGCUUCAAUAUUGAAGCUAGUGAGAUCAGUUGACGAGACUAGCAACAAUUGGUUAAAUGGGGAAGAAAGGAGGGAGCUCUUGGCUCACCGCUGUCAAAAGAGCAUUUAGAUCUCCUUCUAAAGACAGAGACGAUGACGAAAAGAAGAGAGAGAAGAGGCGAUGGCUGUUUCCGCAAGAAAACACCAGCCAGAACCAACCCACAGACCUACCACGAGAGCAGCAGCAAGAAAGAAAGCUUCGGCGUUGGUACAUUUCUCCAUUCGAAUAUAUCUGGCCGACUCCAAGCUUCGUUAAAGCGCAUUGCGCUGCCGUCCUCAUCCAAUCUGCAUUUCGGGGAUAUUUGGCAAGGAGAGCAUUGAGAGCACUAAAGGGGCUAGUGAAGCUUCAAGCUCUUGUGAGAGGCCACAAUGUGAGGAAGCAAGCCAAAAUCACUCUCCAAUAUAUGCAAGCUCUAAUUAGAGUUCAAGCAAGCGUAAGGGAUCAACGAUUGAGACUCUCUCAAGAUGGAAGCACAAAAUCUUCGGUCAUAAUUAAUUGCGGUACUCUCCUAAAAGACUCUAGAGAUAAACAAGAGAUUGCUGAGAGAAGAUCCAUGAGUAACUUUGUCAAUGAUUGGGAUGAGCGAUCUCAAACCAUGGAGGAGAUCCAGGCACUGCCACAGAGCAGGAAAAAUGAUGCAUCCAAGAGAGAAGGAGCUCUUUCUCAUGUGUUUUCACAGAAGACAAUGAGAUCAAGUAGAAAUCAUUUUCACCCACUAGAGGAAGACCAAGAACUUGAAGCAGUUGCAGUAGAGCAAACUGCACCUCGACGGAUGUCGUCAAGAUCCUCAUUCGACAUUCGCAGAAGCAGCAGCAGAUCAAGAGCAUCAACGGACAAUCAAGACCCAAUCAAAACCCUGGAAACCGAGACGGCCGGCUGGCCUUACUCAUACUCAACCCCCACGACGACAAACCGACGACACUCCCAUUAUUACUCCCCCGUGACUCCUUCCCCUUCAAAACCCCGUCCUGUCCAAGUCCGGUCAUCAAGCCCCCGGUGCAACACUCCAUCCGUCGCCGCAUUCUACAACUACACUGGCGACGGAGUCACAAGACACCAGCAAGAAACAAUCCCCAACUACAUGGCCGCGACCGAGUCUGCCCGUGCACGUGCACGGUCAAACAGUGCGCCGAGGCAGAGGCCGGGCACACCGGAGAUAGACAGUGCCGGUUCUGUCAAGGAUAUGCGGCUGUCGUUCCCUUGCACAGAGCGACGCGGACGGUACCACAGUCGAAUCAUUUGA